CACAAGGCAGUAUGUAAGCACAUACUGUAGUGUAUUCCAGCAAUGCUCAUUGUUGCUCCGCAAGGCUGGGACUUAUCCAUACGCGGGCUAAGCCCCCUGAGAGCAACGUCAUUCCCCUUGGCAUAUUAACCACUGUCCGCUGUGUGCGCUCAACACACCGCGACAGAGGACGUCAGGAUCGCACCCAACCUCAACGCGAAAUGCUUUGCGAACUAAACCUAACUCAAGCAAUCCUCCCCGAUUCCGCGCGUUUCGGAGAUGAGCCAUUUAGAUGCUCAGUCAUACAAGCGGGAUAAAUAACUCUACGGUAAAGUAGAAAGGUAAUUUAAAGUGGAAAGAGUGUUUGCGUGUAGCGAAUUUGGUAAAAGAAACCCCACAAACAGCUAACCUUUGCAACUUGGGGAUUUACUGUGGAGGCACUUUUUACUGAAGAUCGCGGGAUAUUCUUUGUCUAAAUAUGCCUAUAAGAAGAGGUCACGUUGCACCACAGAACACAUUCCUUGGAAUAAUAAUUCGGAAAUUCGAGGGACAGAACCGGAAAUUUGUGAUAGCUAACGCCAGGGUGGAGAACUGUGCAAUCAUCUACUGCAAUGAUGGCUUCUGUGAGAUGACAGGCUUCUCAAGACCAGACAUCAUGCAGAAGCCAUGCACGUGUGACUUCCUCCAUGGUGACCUCACUGACAAAGAGGCCAUCAACCAGGUGACACAGGCAGUGUUUGGGUCUGAGGAGCGCAAGGUGGAGAUCACCUACUACCGCAAGGAUGGGUCUGACUUUCAGUGUAACACUCAUAUAAUCCCAGUGAAGAAUGAAGAGGGCGUCGUGAUGAUGUUUAUCUUAAAUUUUGAGUAUGUUGUGGAUGAGGGAAGUGACAACUCCACAGAGAAGAUAAGCCCCACAUCCCCUACAAAGUCUGAUCAAAGGAGGAGUAGAUUCUUCCGUUUCCGCCAGGCUGCUUUGAGCCUGAUGAAUACCAACAAGCAAUCUCUUCCGCAAGAGGACCCAGAUGCUGUGAUGGUGGACUUGCCCAAAGAGGAUGAGGACUCAGUGGCCCUGGAGAGUUUCCCAUCACCCACCAAGAGCAUUUGCAGUCCCAUUGAGGCCAAUGACACACAUGCCCUCAUAGGCUCAAGCCACCACUCCUCCCAGGCUAGCAUCGGUCCUGAACCACUUGACCAUUCAUCCCCUAAACUCCCCUGGGAGAAACUCUACCAUUCGGAGCCACACCAGUCCUCUACCUCCCUGUCAAAUACCUUCCCCAGAGGCAGCAUCAGCAGCAUGAGAAGGGCCUCAUCCGUUCAUGAAAUUGAAGGCUAUAGUUCCAAUUCAAAAAACUUAUUCAGGGAUCGCCAUACAAAUGAAGGCCCUUUCAACCACGUGAAGUCCAGCCUUCUUGGCUCUACCUCUGAUUCAAACAUCAACAAAUAUAGCACUAUCAACAAGAUCCCCCUGAUUGCACUCAACUUCUCAGAGGGGACAGAGAAGAAGACCCACUCUCCACCAACAAGUGAGAAACCCAUCAUAGCACCAAAGGUUAAAGAAAGAACUCACAAUGUAACAGAAAAGGUCACACAGGUCCUGUCCCUCGGAGCAGAUGUGCUGCCAGAGUACAAACUCCAAACACCUCGCAUUGACAAAUUCACGAUCCUUCACUACAGCCCAUUCAAAGCCGUCUGGGACUGGCUGAUCCUGCUGCUGGUCAUCUACACGGCGAUCCUCACUCCGUACUCAGCUGCUUUUCUUCUCAAUGACCAAGAGGAGCAGAAGAGACGAGAAUGCGGAUACUCCUGCAACCCUCUCAAUGUAGUAGAUUUAAUUGUGGACAUCAUGUUCAUCAUUGACAUCCUCAUAAACUUCAGGACAACUUAUGUAAACCAAAACGAGGAAGUGGUCAGCCACCCAGCCAAGAUAGCAAUCCAUUAUUUUAAAGGAUGGUUCCUUAUAGACAUGGUGGCAGCAAUUCCGUUUGAUCUUCUAAUAUUUGGCUCAGGAUCAGAUGAGACUACCACUCUCAUUGGCCUGCUGAAGACAGCAAGGCUUCUGCGAUUGGUGCGUGUAGCCAGGAAGCUGGAUCGCUACUCUGAAUACGGAGCUGCAGUCCUAAUGUUGCUCAUGUGCAUCUUUGCCCUUAUCGCCCACUGGUUAGCCUGUAUAUGGUAUGCCAUUGGCAAUGUGGAGAAGCCUUACUUGGAACACAGGAUUGGCUGGCUAGACAAUCUGGGCGUGUCAAUUGGAAAGCGAUACAACUACAGUGAUCCUAACUCUGGUCCCUCUAUCAAGGACAAGUAUGUCACAGCACUUUACUUCACAUUCAGCAGUCUGACCAGUGUGGGCUUUGGAAAUGUUUCCCCCAACACCAACUCAGAGAAGGUCUUUUCCAUAUGUGUCAUGCUGAUUGGCUCCCUGAUGUAUGCCAGCAUUUUUGGAAAUGUUUCUGCCAUCAUCCAGAGGCUCUACUCGGGUACGGCCCGCUAUCAUGCUCAAAUGUUACGGGUCAAGGAAUUCAUCCGUUUUCAUCAAAUUCCCAACCCUCUGAGGCAAAGGCUGGAAGAGUACUUCCAGCAUUCAUGGACCUACACUAAUGGCAUUGAUAUGAAUACGGAGGUGUUAAAAGGGUUUCCCGAGUGCCUACAGGCAGAUAUCUGCCUUCACCUCAACAGGAGUCUUCUGGACAACUGCAAAGCUUUUCAAGGAGCCACCAAAGGAUGCUUGAGGGCCUUGGCCAUGCGCUUCAAUUCCGCUCAUGUGCCUCCCGGAGACACUCUGGUCCACGGUGGUGAUGUGCUCACUGCUCUCUAUUUUCUGUCGCGUGGUUCUAUUGAGAUCUUGAAAGAUGACAUUGUGGUAGCUAUCCUGGGUAAAAAUGACAUAUUUGGAGAAAUGAUCCAUCUCUAUGCCAAGCCUGGAAAGUCUAACGCUGAUGUGCGGGCUCUGAGUUACUGUGACCUGAGCACCAUUCAGCGAGAAGAUUUGCUGGAGGUGCUAGACAUGUACCCGGAGUUUGCAGAUCACUUCUUCAACAACCUGGAGCUUACUUUCAACCUCAGAGAUGACUCCACUAAGGCAGAUAAUCCCUGUAGUGUCAAAGAAAGUGAUUCAGAUGGUGAGGACAAUAAAAAUGUGAAAAGAAGAAUCUCUUUCACAGCAGAUCUGUCUAAAGGGGAAAGCAAAGAAAUGGUUAAAGAAGUUCAAAGGGAGAGAGAGUCUAACUCGUGCCUAAAGAGAUCUUCAGUAGUUCUGGGUCGCUCUUCACUCACAGUUCCAGGCCUAGACUCAGAUGUUAUUGUCAGAGACAGCUUGGACAGAAAACCACCUUUUGAAGAUCUGUGCUGUGAUAAAUGGGCCUGUAAGAAGCCUACAGACUACCUGGAUGAGUCAGCGCAGUUCCAGGACCUGAGAGAGGAUGAUAAUUCUGCCAGUGAAAUCACAUAUGGAGAGGUGGAACAACGCUUAGGUCAGCUUCAGGACCAUUUAAACAGGCUAGAAUCUCAGCUGUUAUCUGAUAUGCAGGCCAUCCUGCAGCUGCUGCAGAGGCAACCAACUCUGGGACCGCCUGCCUACAGCACUGUGACUGCUAAUCCAGACUAUCACAGAUCUGCAGUGAAGGUUCAGCCGGCUGCUCUGAAUGCAAGCCAUUUCUUUAGCUCUGCAGGAACUCAAGCCCCCAACCAAAAACUAGGGAGCACCAUUCAGGAAUCUAAAGACUCUGUGUUGAGCUUGGCCAGUGUGAAUGCACCCACUGAGGACAGCCUUAAAGAAUUUCUUGUGCAGAGACAUACAGAGGCACAACAGCAUCAACAACCAUCCACAGGGCAUCAACAGUCAGCACUGAUCCUUCUUCCACCUGAAAACUCUGCUUCCUCUUCUUCCAUGUCACCUUCAGACUCCAACCUCAAUGCCACUGGACUCCAUAAACCUGCCUCAGACCAAGAGUCUCCAAGGCCAUAAAUCUUUUCUGCAGCACGGUAUUCUAAUAUUGAGGUUGUAAUGCUGUAAUUACUAAGUAGCAGUUUCUUUUAUCAGCAUGCUGGCACAGUCAUCUGUGGCUUGGUAUUAGAAAUGAGAUGUUCUUACAUUGUGCAUGAAGACAAAACACUGUUUUACGUGGUUGACACGGAAUUAAGAAACUAUUCCUGCAGCUGCCAGUAUAAUAUGUAACAAUAGUUACAUAUUUUAACAGUAGUUCUGUCAAAACAGGAUUGAAUCCAUAAUCAUCAUCAUCCUCAUUCAUUUUUGCUCUUUAAACUUACAUGGUGAUGCCCACUUAAUCUUGAUGCACCUAUUUAACCCAUGAGGACAGCAUUUCAGCAUUUUUAAUUAAAUUCUUCUUACUCUGCAAGAAUGCUGGUCUCCACUAGGUUGUGAUAGAAAUACACAACCAAUGUGUUUUGCAAAUGCUUUUCUAGUUAACGGACUUUGUGGUUUUUGCAGACACACUAUUGCAGCAUUUUAUGUUCCCACACAGUUGGUCACACUAGCAUGGGUUAUGUGGCUUGGGUAAAAUCGAAGGUGUGGAUAGUGACACUAGCUCCAAGUGUAAGCAAGAAGAGCCGACUGACCUACCUCACAGUAGACAGGCUCCAGUCAUCAGACAAAUAGGGUUCCUCCUGCUGGUAUCUGCAAAACCAGGGAAAGACUGGCAUCUCCACCUCCCCACAGUGGAUACAAUAACUCACCAGGUUCUGCAGCAGAAUUGCCAAAAACACCAGGAGGUGCGGUGCAUAACAGCAGCCAGCUGUUCCUCAGUGAGGGGUCUGUGGAUGAUGAACAUUCAUGGAAAGUAUUAAGAAAGAUACAAAAAAUAGAGGAACUUGUGGAAAAAAUAUACUCUCAAAAAACAAGUUGAAGGUGAUGGUGGCACCACGACUACUUACUGUACUAGCAUUUCAUAACAUCUUAUGAGCAAUAGGUGUGAGUCAUUUAAAAGUGACAAAAGUGGGUCAUCUGGUGGAUAAGGUGCUAGUUUUAAGCUAACUAACAUACUACCAGUACUCAAGUGCAGAAUCCACAGAGAGCGGAGGCUGUAGAAAGCCAGGACUAACACACACUGCCAAGCAAAUUAAAAGUCUUUACACAAGAAUUUGCCAACAACCCCAUCGAGCCUUUUUUCAAUCCUUUCAUGCCUGUAGUCUGAAGAGGGAAAGGUUAUCUCUCCAGACGCUGGGUGUCAACAGAGAGCCGCAACUGUAUUACUCUCUGCCAAAGUUCAAUGCAAGUGAUCAUUGUUGCUUGUUAUACUUCAGAGCAGCAGACAAGAACACAUGAAAGCCUCAACUAAAAUAUUGUGAACGCUGAAAGGAGCCAACCCAUUACUGUUACCAAGGCUGGCUGGCAGCAGCUGAAUACAGACAUGUUUGUUUAGGCAGUUAACCUGUCCAACCUGAGACUUGGAAACAAAGAUGUGAGCGAGUCAUAGGUACCUGCACUGCUAUCAAAACACGUGAGCACCGGAAACGUGAGGAGGUGGCUUUUUCACAACAGAAAAAUGACGGCACAGCUUUUCUUUCUCCAUUUGCAGAAUGCAGUUCCUAGCACCUGACGCUGAGGCACUGAGUACAGUGGAGAUUAUCUUACAUGAUGCAACAGUCACGGAUGAGCCUGGUCAUUAAUGUUAGAGCCCGUUUAGAGUGUAAAGUCUGUGUGGGCACAUAAAAACAUUCCAGGCUUUAGGAGUAAUGAGUCUGUAUAUGAAAGAAAUAUAAGUCUUCUGUAGCCAUUAGUGGAAUACAGCAUUAUUACAAAUAAGAGUUUUCUGAUGUAUGUUGUAUGCCUGUCUUCUCUGAAGUGUGACUCAGGGGUUAUGGACAAUUGCACUGCAAUAUACUGUACAGUAUAAAAAAAAAAAAGACUAUGGUUUUCUUCUAUAAACAAUGUGCUUUAUUACUGCAAUGACUAAUGUGCACCUGGUGUACAAUGUUAAGCCAACAGAAUACACUAUACAUACUUAUCUGGAAAAAUAUAACAUGCAGAUUUGAGGGGUUUUUUUCGCCGUUUGGAGAAGUAUGAUAUAGACAUUUCUACAUUUAGAAAAGAAAUAGAAAAAAAUCAUAUCAAAUGUUUUGUGUCUUAUAACUUACUUUCUCAUUUUUCUCUUACAAUAUAAUUAUUCAAAAGUGUUAAAGGAACUCUGACUAUGAAGAUGUGCAUACCUGAUUAUAUUAAGAUUAACAGCAAUUUGAUUGUUAUUUAAAAAACGUUUGCGAAUUAAAAAAGUGACACAUUGUUGGAACAGUCUUGGUCUUAAUGUCUAGAUAUUACAGCGCGUAUUUUGUUCAACUGUUUUCAGGUCGACGGUGAAAUAAUACAGCCCCCCUUUCUUUUCGUUACCCAAGACUGUUUAGUCUUGGGUUUAGUCAGUUUAAUAGUCACACACGUAAACAUGGUCCAUAACGACCAGCUCGCGCACAUCUGCCAGCCACCUGCAUCCGAAGUGUCUGAUAAGCUCCAUCAGUCUUUGUUGGAGAACAGAAGAACACUUACGGGCCAUGUGGCAUUUGAUUGUAGUUGUUGCUUACAGCCAACAGCAUGUUUUUCCUGUUUUGGUUGGCUAAAUAGGGAACUAUGCCAUGUGUUUUUUUUAACACCGUGAUAUGAGAUCACACGAGUUGAAAUAAUCUGAGUUCCUUUUAAGUCAACAUUAUGUUGUAUGGGAAAAAUGUGAAAGUGGCCACUUAAAUGAGUGCAUCAUGGUUUGAGAUUUAAAGGGUUUGGGAAAACUUACCUAUGAAAUAUAACAUAUACUAUUGCAGCCUAUGGGGAAUUCUUAUUAGUUUUGUAGUUAUUUAUUUAUUUAUUUUCAUAUGGAUCUACAAAGCAUGCAUUUUUUUGAGUCUCUAUAGGCUUACCGUUUUGCACUGCCUGUCAGCCCAAAGUAGCACAUUACAAUAUAAAAUGAUGUCAGCAUACUUUACUCGGAUGAGGUGUUGGGGGGAGAAGAGGAAGGGGCACUGCGGGACACAAGGACACAUAGUACUUGUGCAUAAACAGACCCCAGAGAGUAUCUUGUGCCUAUAUGACAAAUCCAAAUGCUAAGACAGCAUCUUUAUGUAUAAAUAACCAUACAUAAUGAAUUAUAUAGUCCCUGUACAGUUUUUUUUUCUGUUGGCAAUGAAGGUUGUUGUUGUUAGACAUUUGUAGGAAAUAAAUACAUCCCAUUGCCAGAAAUGUUUUUUUGUUUUUUACUGAAUAAAUUACAUUGAGUAUUCUAUAGAACAUACAGUAGUGCAUAUGUUAGUUUUGAAACUGUGGGAGCAAUAAAUAAAAACGCACAGUUGGAGUUGUGUCGCUGGCUUUCUGUUAUUCAGUCCG
Haplochromis burtoni (Burton's mouthbrooder) is the source of this 7306-nucleotide messenger RNA. Its product is annotated as potassium voltage-gated channel subfamily H member 7. The record is from RefSeq and is a predicted model, not a curated record. NCBI's taxonomy places the organism in Eukaryota, Metazoa, Chordata, Actinopteri, Cichliformes, Cichlidae. Gene Ontology annotation, biological process: regulation of ventricular cardiac muscle cell membrane repolarization; potassium ion transmembrane transport; regulation of heart rate by cardiac conduction. The coding region runs from base 458 to 3946 and encodes 1162 amino acids. Gene Ontology annotation, cellular component: membrane. The transcript is spliced from 15 exons. Gene Ontology annotation, molecular function: inward rectifier potassium channel activity.